CAUACCGAAAGGAUCAACGCGACGAUGUCGUAUCGAACGAUCGCGGGAGCCUCAUGCUCCACCGCGUGCUCCACCGCGUCGCGCCUCCGCGCCCCCGCGACGCGCGUGACGACCCAACCGCUCCGCCGUGGAAAUGGUGGCGCUUUCCGGUCCCGUCGCGAAAGAAGCGUGAUGGUUCGCGCCGAUAACGGCGAGAAGGGAAGCGAGGUCAAGACCAUCAUGCGCGGCGCCGAGGAGAUCCUGGAGAAGGUCGGCCUCUCCCUCGGUCCCAUCGGGAUGACCCUCGGCGAGUCCAAGAAGCAGGAGCCCGCCGCGGACGGUUCAGGCGACGCCGAAGAGCAAACCGAGUCUUACAACGACGAGGACACGCUCAUGGCCAAGGCGGACGCGCUGAUGGAGAAGACCGGGCUGUCCCUCGGACCCAUAGGCAUGACUCUCGGCGAGUCAAAGACCGGAUCCGGACCCGCGGGUGCGACAUCCGAGGAGAAGGGCGAGCGCAAGUCCAUCGCCCCGCUGACCACCGCGGAGUGGAAGGAGAAGCACGUCAACCUGGAUGGCACCGUGGACCUGUUCAUGAAGGACCACUACAACGCGGCGUCCAGGCUUGCGGGCGGCGCCGAGUUCGACUGCAUGACCAACAUCGAGAACAUCGCGUGGUCCGGGCUCCCGUCCGACGCCGUCACCGGCGUGAGGCACAAGGUGAGGGUGACGGAUCACGAGACGGGCGAUGUGCUCGAGGUGGACGUCCCGGAGGGCAGGUACGUGCUCUUCGAGGCGGAGCAGGACGGCUGGGAGCUGCCCAACGCGUGCCGCAUGGGCUGCUGCACCAAAUGCGCCGUCAAGGUGACGAGCGGGACGCUCAAACAGCCAGAGGCGCUCGGUUUGAGUAAGAAGUACAGGGACGAGGGCUACGCGCUGCUGUGCGUGUCAACCGCGACGAGCGACGUGGAGUGCGUGACGCAGGACGAGGAGGAGGUGUACCAGAUGCAGUUCGGCGAGCUGUUCGAGCAGCUGGCGACGGAUAAGAACGCGGGUUCGGUGCUGAGGGACGACUUCGCGCUGGAGAUUGCCGACAUGGACGAGUAGGCGCGAGCGGGGGGUUCGAAACCGAGGACCCGAAACGGAUUGUAUGCAAAUUGGUUGAAAUUCAAGGAAGAAAUACCG
Messenger RNA from Micromonas commoda, 1164 nucleotides. It is a transcript of the gene PETF2, whose product is annotated as ferredoxin, chloroplast precursor. NCBI's taxonomy places the organism in Eukaryota, Viridiplantae, Chlorophyta, Mamiellophyceae, Mamiellales, Mamiellaceae. Bases 172 to 1086 code for a protein of 304 amino acids. Gene Ontology annotation, molecular function: iron-sulfur cluster binding. The transcript has a single exon. The record is from RefSeq and is a predicted model, not a curated record.